AUGGCGGGCGAAAACACCAAUGCCACGCGCACUCCAGCGCGACAGCCGGCAAAGGCUGCCGCGUCAAUCUCUUCUUCUGCCAAGCAGAGAUCUAUCAUGUCCUUCUUUCAGAAAUCUUCUCCGGCUGCGACCCCAUCGCCAGCUGCUCGCAAACAGGUCUCUUCCGACCCCAGCUCUUGUCUAAAGGAGACCAAGGCCAACUUCUUACCAAAGGCGAAGCCUGCGCAGAAACUCUCGACGCCUGUGCCUUCAAGCGACGCGUUGGAACCCAGCAGCUCGCAGGAGAACCUUGAUGCAGCUUCUCAGACCGAGAUUGCCCCCAGCUCUCCUACCAGGGCCAUUGAACCAAAGUCCAACCCUCGACCAGCAAUCAAGGUCCCGGCUAGUAGCAGCCCGGCACGGAAGUCACGAAAAGCUGUCAGCUACGCGGAAUCUUCCGAGGAUGACGAGCCAGUCUCGACUCUUAACCGCCGUCGUACUAGGACACGACCGGUUCUAGAUGACGAGGACGAGUAUGGUGAUGACGGUGCCGCCGACGCACAAGAGGAUCAAGACGAUAUUGACGAUUUUGUUGUCUCGGACGAUUCGGACGGCGAGACCCCCAGACCAAAGAAGAGAAAGAGGCCAUCGCAACCAAACACUGCCCGGAAGCGCUCCAAUAUAUCACCACCCGCCACAAAAGACGAGCUAAGCGACCUAAACGAAGAUGAGUUCAUGCUCGAUAUUCCGCCGCCUACCAGUGCCAAGCAAUGGAACUACGACCCCGAAUCCGAGGAGAAGCGUCCUGUGACAACCCCAGUUGAGCGUGCCGCAAAAGACCCGAAGCGAAAGGAAAAGGCUCACACAAAAGAACCCGAGGAACGCUAUUCUUGGCUCUCUAAGGUCAGAGACAAGGAGAAGCGCGAACCGGGGCACCCCGACUACGAUCCACGAACAAUCUACAUUCCUCCUCUUGCUUGGAGCAAGUUCUCGCCUUUUGAGAAGCAGUACUGGGAGAUUAAGCAGAAUCUCUGGGACACGAUCGUGUUCUUCAAAAAAGGCAAAUUCUACGAGCUGUAUGAAAAUGAUGCUACAAUCGGCCACCAAGAAUUCGAUUUUAAAAUGACCGACCGUGUCAACAUGCGCAUGGUCGGAGUACCUGAGAGUGUCCUUGACCACUGGGUGAAUCAAUUCAUUGCCAAGCAAUACAAGGUUGCGCGGGUGGACCAGAUGGAAACCAACCUCGGAAAGGAGAUGCGUGAAAGACAGGACAAAACUGGAAAAAAGGCGGACAAGGUGAUCUCUCGUCAACUUGCGUGCGUUCUUACCGCCGGCACAUUAGUCGAUGGAAGCAUGCUCCAAGACGAUAUGGCGGCUCACUGCGUCGCCAUCAAAGAGUCCAUUGUGGACGGGCUUCCCGCAUUCGGUAUCGCAUUUGUCGAUACGGCCACUGGUCGCUUCUUUUUGACUGGUUUCGUUGAUGACGUUGAUUUGACCAAAUUUGAGACCUUCAUUGCACAAAUCAGCCCAAGGGAAAUGUUGCUCGAGAAGUCUCAUAUCUCGACCAAGGCCAACAGGAUCCUCAAGAAUAAUACCAGUCCUACCACGAUCUGGACACACUUGAAAUCUGACGUGGAGUUCUGGGAUGCCGAUACUUGCAGACGCGAGUUGGCUGUUGCAAACUACUUCUCCAAGGGAGAGGACGGUGAUGUAGCAUGGCCAGAGGCUCUCGAGAAGGACAGGGACAAUGACCUCGUCAUGUCCGCAGUUGGCGCUCUCGUUUGGUAUUUACGUUUCCUCAAAGUCGAGCGGCCUUUACUUUCCCAGAGCAACUUCUCCAUAUACAACCCCAUUCAGAAGGACGGCACCCUGGUUCUUGACGGCCAGACCCUCAUCAAUCUCGAAAUCUUCUCUAACUCGGUUAAUGGCGGCGGCGAGGGCACCUUGUUCCAGCUUCUUAAUAAGUGCAUUACACCCUUCGGCAAACGCCUUUUCCGCCAGUGGGUUGCUCAUCCGCUUCAAAACAUUGAUAGAGUCAAUGAACGAUUGGAUGCGGUAGACAUGCUCAACAAAGAUCCAUCUGUCCGCGAACAAUUUGCCUCCCAGCUCGUCAAAAUGCCGGAUUUGGAGCGGCUGAUCUCUCGAAUCCAUGCCUGCUCCUGCAAGCCCGAGGACUUUGUUCGUGUUCUGGAAGGGUUUGAGCAGAUUGAGUACACGAUGACCCUGUUGUCCGCCUUCAAAGGCGGCAAUGGUUUGCUUGAUCGUUUGAUCUCGGGCAUGCCCAGCCUCGAGGAACCGCUUGCCUACUGGAGAAAUGCCUUUAAUAGAACAAAGGCCAAGGAAGAGAAGAUCCUCAUACCAGAGCGCGGUAUUGAAGAAGACUUUGAUGCCAGCUUGGAGCGCAUGGAAUGCAUCAAGGGUCAGCUUCACGAGCUGCUAGCUGACAAGAAGACGGAGCUCAAGUGCAAGUCGCUCAAAUUCACCGACGUCGGCAAAGAAAUUUACCAAAUUGAGGCCCCCAAGACUGUUAAAGUGCCUUCCAGCUGGCGCCAGAUGUCCGCUACAAAGGAUGUCAAGCGAUGGUAUUUUACUGACCUAACAGCUCUUGUCCGCGAGCUUCAAGAGGCGGAAGAGACGCAUUCGCAGCUGGUUCGUGACGUCGCUACGCGCUUUUGCAAAAAGUUUGACGUUGACUACGAACUUUGGCUCUGUGCUAUUCAGGUCGUUGCUCAGUUAGACUGCCUGGUCAGCCUUGCCAAAGCAUCAUCGUGCCUAGGCGAGCCGAGCUGCCGUCCCCAGUUCGUGGAGCAGGACCGAAGUCUUGUCGAGUUUGAGGAGCUGCGUCACCCGUGUAUGCUGAACACCACCGGCGAUUUUAUCCCCAACGAUAUCAAGCUCGGCGGCGAGCGGGCCAAUAUUAAUCUGCUCACGGGUGCCAACGCUGCGGGCAAGUCUACAGUUCUGAGAAUGUCCUGUAUCGCGGUCAUCAUGGCGCAAAUCGGGUGCUACGUGCCAGCCGUCUCGGCAAAGCUCACGCCUGUAGACAGAAUUAUGUCUCGCCUCGGCGCUAACGACAACAUUUUCGCCGCGCAAUCGACUUUCUUUGUUGAACUCUCGGAAACGAAGAAAAUCCUGGCCGAGGCCACUCCUCGCUCGCUAGUCAUUCUUGACGAGCUGGGCCGCGGCACAAGUUCAUAUGACGGCGUUGCAGUUGCCCAAGCUGUGCUACACCACGUAGCGACGCACAUAGGAUGUGUCGGAUUCUUCGCCACGCACUAUCACUCUCUCGCCACCGAGUUUGAGAACCACCCUGAGAUCAGAGCCCGCCGCAUGCAGAUCCUCGUAGACGACGCGGAGCGCCGCAUUACCUUCCUUUACAAGCUGGAAGAUGGCGUUGCGGAGGGCAGUUUUGGCAUGCACUGCGCCGCCAUGUGCGGCAUCUCCAACAAGGUUAUUGAGCGUGCCGAGGUGGCCGCCAAGGAAUGGGAGCACACGAGCAGGCUCAAGGAAUCCCUGGACAAGGCAAAGACGGGAUGCUACAUUCCGUUGGGUAUACUCAGCGAUGUCGGAAACUUGCUUGGUGACAAGGCUGAAAUCGAUGAGAAGGGUAUCGAUGUUUUGCUGCGUGGUAUCGAAUGCCUAUAG
Messenger RNA from Cordyceps fumosorosea ARSEF 2679, 3624 nucleotides. RefSeq names its product DNA mismatch repair protein msh6. Gene Ontology annotation, cellular component: MutSalpha complex; nucleus. The transcript has 4 exons. Lineage: Eukaryota; Fungi; Ascomycota; Sordariomycetes; Hypocreales; Cordycipitaceae. The coding region runs from base 1 to 3624 and encodes 1207 amino acids. Gene Ontology annotation, molecular function: ATP-dependent DNA damage sensor activity; ATP binding; mismatched DNA binding. Gene Ontology annotation, biological process: mismatch repair. The record is from RefSeq and is a predicted model, not a curated record.